Pomacea canaliculata is the source of this 1102-nucleotide messenger RNA. RefSeq names its product PIH1 domain-containing protein 1-like. Gene Ontology annotation, cellular component: ribonucleoprotein complex; R2TP complex; cytoplasm. Lineage: Eukaryota; Metazoa; Mollusca; Gastropoda; Architaenioglossa; Ampullariidae. The record is from RefSeq and is a predicted model, not a curated record. Bases 101 to 1051 code for a protein of 316 amino acids. The transcript is spliced from 10 exons. Gene Ontology annotation, biological process: rRNA processing; box C/D snoRNP assembly.
UGUCGCUUAGGCGUCAAAAUGGCGGCUGCCGGCGACUUUCUGUGAUAACGUCCCUUCAAAGUUUGUACGCAGUUUGCAAUAUCUCAGCAGAAACUUCAGGAUGGAUUCCAGUCUUACAAAUCUAGACUCACCAGAAGCACAAGCUAUUUUGGGAAAAUUGUUAUUAGAGUCGGGUGGGGAUCACAGUCAGUAUGGAAGAGGAGAGCCUACAGAAAAGGAAUUCUUAUCAGGUGGUGUGCCAUGUACAAAAUUUGUCCCUUUACCAGGAUUCUGUGUAAAACUGAAAACAAGUAGGAAUGAGAAAGUUUUCAUGAAUAUCUGCCAGUCAGAAAAUGUUCCACCAGCUAAAGACUUGACUGAUGACGAGUUGCUGGAGAUUUUGAAAGGGGAUGACCUUACCAAGUUUCGUGUUCCUAUGAGCAUUGGAGAACCUCAUGCAGAAAUUGACAAAGCUGGUGUUGGAUGCACAGUGUAUGAUGUAGUGGUUCAUCCAGCAUUUCUACAGAAGAUACAGUCCAGCGAAUUGUUUCGCACUUUUUUUCUGACAAUUACCAGUGAAGGAAUUGAAGAAAAGUUUAAAACUGAACUUAAAAGAGAUUGGAUUAUUCUCAAAAACAGAAAAUGUGUUGGUUACCUUCAGGAGCAGAUAGUGCGACUUAAGUCCAAGCCAUUAAUUGUCGACAUGGAUGAAGGUUAUCAGCUGCCCAGUCAAGAAGAAACUGCAUGGAAAAGGCCAGGUCUUAUCCAAGAGGUGCAGGCAGCAGAGAUGGAGAAGAAAAGAGCACCAGAACCAAAAUUUAGCAUUGUGCAAGAACCUGCUGAAGGCUAUCCUGAAUAUCUGGUAGCAGAAAUACAUCUUCCUUUGGUGAAAACAGCUCAGACAUUAACACUCGAUGUGGGAGAAGAUCGCAUCUUGCUAGAAACACGCUCCAAUGUGUAUCACUUAGACAUUUACUUGCCAUACAACAUUGUGCAAGAGGAUGCAGGUGCCCAGUUCGACAGGUGCACCAAGAUCCUGACUCUGACUAUGCCUGUUCAGCCAAACAGGUGACCCAAGUUUGGAAACAAGCACUGAAAUAAACUUUCUUUAUUUGAAAUAUAA